UUCUCCCAACUCCCUGUCUCCUUCACAACGGACUUGAUUUACUUCGUUUCUUCAUUUCUUGCCCCCCCCCUCCCUUCCUCCCUUUCAGCUCCUGACAUAAGUAGCUUCUCUAUCCCUGACCAUCUAAAAGCAACCUUCAGAGGGCCAGACUCAAACCUCCGAGGCUUUUCAGACACCAGAGAAACUUUUUUUCCUCUGCUGUGGGAUCAGACGUCCAUCUCUUUCACUGUGAGGAUGGUGGAGCGAGCCAUGCCCUCUGACUUUCUAACACCUUUCCUGGAACUGGACAAGGAGUUCUGCAAGAAUUUCCGUGGCCUGGAGGCGACAGAUGGCUCGUCUGCCGGCUCACAGCAGCAACGGCAGCAGCACAGUCAAAGAGUCCUGGGCUUCCAGCGUCGCCAUUCUCUCUGCCCCGUGACCCUCCCCAACUCCAAGUUCAACAGCAGCAGCUCUGAGGCGACAGAGUCAGCCUGCUGGGGGCUCAGUAUGGCGGCAAACAAGCAGUGGAACAGGGAGGGUCAGCUUCCCCUUUCCUCGCUCAGCCACAUCCCCUUCAGAGUCGACCGCUCAGUCAGCAUGAUCGAGGGCAACAGCAGCCACUUGGGAAGCAGAGAGGACAAAAUGGCCUCCGUGUCGCCAACACUGCUCCUCCCUCCACCGGGCCUCUGUCUCAGCAACACCUCUCUCUCCUCCACUGCUUCCCCCUCAGCUUCCAAACCUCCAGCCCCCUCGCCUCACAUCUCCACCCGAUACAAGACCGAACUCUGCCGCACCUACGAGGAAAGCGGGACCUGCAAGUACGGCACCAAGUGCCAGUUUGCCCACGGCUUGGACGAGCUGAGAGGCCUCAGCAGGCACCCCAAGUACAAGACAGAGCCCUGCCGCACAUUCCACACAAUAGGUUUCUGCCCGUACGGCGCCCGCUGCCACUUCAUCCACAACGCUGAUGAGCUCCACGCUGGCAACUCCACCGUCCCUCCACAGAAACAGAAGCCGAGGCCUCCUCUGCUGCGUCACAGCCUGAGCUUUGCAGGCUUCUCCUCUCCGCAGACUUUCCAACCAGUUGAGGAGUCACAGCCUUCCUCCCUCCUCUUCACCCGAGCCUCCUCUGUCUCCCCCCCUCCAUCCUCUGCAGGGAGCCCAGAGCUCCUCUCCCCUCUCUUUCCUGAGCCGAGAGCACUGAAGCAUUGCCCCUACCCCUUCUCUGGCAUCACCGACUUGGCAGGUGAGAGCGGUGAUUCGGCUCUGCGCUUCUAUGCUGUGACCGAUUCUGUCAGCACCAGGUGUCCCACCUCAAAUUUCACCUCCAAAACCCCAAACCUCCCUUACCACCUCCCCCAGCAGCUGCCAGUCUCCCUAAACAGCCUCCCUGGCCUUCAGCGCUGCUCCUCGGCUGACUCCCUCUCUGAGGAAGGCUACACCUCCUCCUGCUCCCUUAGCUCUUCCUCCAGCGGUACAGAGUCACCGAGCUUCGAGGGCCGACGUCUGCCCAUCUUUAGCCGUCUGUCUGUUUCAGACGAGUAAGGAAGGGUUUUACUGUAGGGCUGAUUUUAAUCCUAAAUGCAGCCACGUAAACGUACCUAACUUUGUGCAUAUUGCAUUUCUCAUCCAAGCAGUUGUAGCGCUGCUCAGUGUUCGUCCAGUUUUAGCUGACUUCUUGUUUUUGUUUUAUCUUUAUUUUUGUAAGGUUGUUCUUUUAUGCCAUUGUUACUGCUGUAUACUGUUGUAUACCCAUUUUUAGAGAAUACUUGGAGGGUACUUCACUGAGCUCAGCAUUCGUCCUUAUGCUGUUCCAGCUCAGUGGGAAGUUCUGUGUGAGAAUUUCCUGUACCCUGAUUUUAGGAAGGAUUUUAUGAUUAGUGCUGUUUGGCCUAUGUAUGACUGGUGUGCUCUCCACUUUUUAAAAUAGCAGUGUUGUUUGUUACACAUUAUUUUUCUUAUUCUCCUUCUUACAAACAGUUUCAGUGAUGCAGCACUUGUCUGGUCAUAUUCAGGACUCUACAACUGUACGAAACCAGCCUCUCGUCCAUGAGUAUGAGGGUUAAAUAAGUGUAUGCUGUCACUGAUUGAUUAACUGAUUGGUUGUAUUGCUGUGGCCUCUUGAUUGUAGUUGUCAGCCAUUUUAACUGCCUGGCAAGGAUUCAGCUAAACUGCCUUAGCAGCAAAGAAUAGCACACAUGUAGGCAACCCACUGACUUUCUCUAGUUACCAAAGUUAAUGUUAGCGUUCCCCUAACCCAUUUGUACUGUUUAACAUCUAGCUAGCCUUUAGCCAUGACAGUCAAUAUACAGUGUUAUGAUUAUUGUAAUUAUUGCUUAACACUUUUUUUACUUUUAUUUAUUGCUUUUUGUAUGGUUUACUGUUUCUGUCAGAGUUUGCUUUGUGAUGCAUUUUUUAUGAUGCCGGAGAAAUUAUGCUUUACUUAUGCAUUCAUGAUGUCCGUCUGCUUGGUUUACACCAUCCAGUAGCUUUAAGAAGGCUCGAGGAGAGGAGAGGAAAGGAGGGAGAAAGACAUUUUGGCAUUCUACAUGUGUGUUGCCUUAUUGGCUAAUAGGCCUGGCAGAAAUCAAGGCUCACUGAGUUUUCACAUCACAAGCAGCUCGAUGAAUCAGUCAGUGGUUUCUCUGACCGGAGGCGUCCAUCAGUGAUACUGCAUCGGAACUUUCUGGAAGCACCGUGUGGUGUGAGCACACAGUGGGUCUGCUCUCCUCUCCGUCGAGCCUCACACCUCUGUCUGUAACAACCUUUUUCCCAGUGUUAUCCGUUGUUACCUAAAUGCAAAGCAAAACGGUGGUGAAGGACGGGUUCAUCAUACGUUCAUGGCCUUAGUGUGAGUCAGCAGCGGCAAGAAAAAAUGUGAAUACAUUAUGACCAUCAGUUUCUGAACUACAUGACCAGAAAAAGAGCAUCAACAUUUCAUGGUACAUGUGUGAGGACCAGGACUGCUGUGCUGCAGUCUGUGUGUGUGCAAAUUCCUUCUUUAAAACUCCUGUGGACUCUGUUCUCUGUGAUAUAAGGACACAGGUGAAAGGGUGACCUUUGUUUGUAGCUGAUGUUUAUCUAUCAGAGUUGCCUUGAUGACAAUGUGUUCAACUUCUGGUCAACUUCUGUUGCACGCUAGCUAGCUAACUCUCUGAGCGGCAGGUGAAAUCAAGCGAGUUCAAAUGAAAUCAGGCAAAAUCUUUAUUGUUUGUUUUUGUCAUGACUUGCCCUGACGAGUCCAGAGACGCUUGUUGUUGUUGUUAUAGCUUGUCGUUAGCUUGACUUGACAGCAAGCCACUUUUGUAACUUUUGUUAACUUAAAAUCUUAUUUAUUUUGUUUUUCAAAGCAAACCUAUAUUGUGUUUUUGUUAUACAUAAUUUAAGUGCAUUUAUUGUUUACAUUCCAUGGGUUAUGUUGAUAUCCUAGCUCUUUAUCUUAAUAUAUUUGUCCACCUUUAUUUCAAAAUAAAAGUCUUU
Messenger RNA from Toxotes jaculatrix (banded archerfish), 3459 nucleotides. Its product is annotated as mRNA decay activator protein ZFP36L1. Lineage: Eukaryota; Metazoa; Chordata; Actinopteri; Toxotidae. The transcript is spliced from 2 exons. Bases 235 to 1524 code for a protein of 429 amino acids. The record is from RefSeq and is a predicted model, not a curated record. Gene Ontology annotation, molecular function: mRNA binding; metal ion binding.